Plectropomus leopardus (leopard coralgrouper) is the source of this 14557-nucleotide messenger RNA. Lineage: Eukaryota; Metazoa; Chordata; Actinopteri; Perciformes; Serranidae. The record is from RefSeq and is a predicted model, not a curated record.
GCGGCGGGCGGUCGAACCCUCGACCAGCCGGCUGAGAUGACUUGAACAGCGGAUGUUAGUGCACUUUCCUCCCGCUCCAGACGUUUUGUUUUUAAUGAGAGUAUAAUAAGCAAGAAGACUCAAAAUGCUCUCCAGGGAAACGCUAUUUUCCACCAGCUCGGAGUUAGUGAAGUUGUGUUCGUGAAGGCAUCAUGGCAAACGUUAAAGUUGCCAUUCGGGUCCGUCCUCUCAACGCAAGGGAGAGUGCGGAUGGAGGACGGCUUGCAGUUCAGGUGGAGGACAAGCUUGUUAGGAUCAGAAAUGUAAAGCUGGACGGACGUACAGAAGGUGCCGUGGAUUCGAGGGAGAAACUUCUGGAGUUUUGUUUCGACUACUGCUACUGGUCGGUGGAUUCUGCAGAGCCCCACUAUGCAUCACAGGAGGAGGUGUUCCAGGAUCUGGGUGUGUCGGUGCUGUCCGGAGCCUCCGAGGGCUACAAUGUGUGUCUGUUUGCUUACGGCCAAACUGGAUCUGGAAAGACGUACACCAUGAUGGGGACACCGGACUCCAUUGGCUUGACCCCUCGGAUCUGUCAGGGUCUCUUUAGGUCUGAAGACACUUUUCCUGAUGGGCAAAACUCAAGCAGAGUGGAGAUCAGCUUCCUGGAGAUCUAUAACGAGCGUGUACGAGACCUGCUGAGAGGAGGAGAGCAGAAGAAGAGAGCCUCCCUGAGAGUUCGAGAACAUCCUGAGAAAGGACCAUAUGUACAAGACCUGUCCCAGCACGUGGUCUCAGACUGCAAGCAGGCCAUGGACCUUUUGGAGGAAGGCAUCGCCAACAGAAUCACAGCAGCGACCCACAACCACGACGCCAGCAGCAGAUCCCACGCAAUCUUUACCAUCCAGUACACACAGGCAAUCCUUGAAAAUAACCUUCCUUCAGAAACUGUCAGCAAGAUUAACCUGGUUGACUUGGCUGGGAGUGAGCGAGCAGACCCCCACUACUGCAGGGACAGACUGACAGAGGGCUCCAACAUCAACAAGUCGCUGGUCACCUUGGGCAUCGUCAUAUCUGCUCUUGCCCAGAACUCCCAGAUGUCCAGCAGCUGUCAGAGUAUCAACAGCAUGGCCUCUGAGGGCGACGGCAGCACGGCGGGAAGUCACAGCAGCUCGCUGUCUGGAGGAGGAGGAGGAGGUGGUGGGAGGAGGCACUGCUUCAUCCCCUACAGAGACUCAGUCCUAACCUGGCUGCUGAAAGACAGCCUGGGCGGCAACUCCAAGACCAUCAUGAUUGCAACGGUCUCGCCCUCCGCUAAUAGUUACAACGAGACCCUCAGUACCCUGCGCUACGCCGCCCAUGCCAGAAAUAUUGUCAACAAGCCUCGGGUUAAUGAGGAUGCCAACGUUCGGCUGAUCAGGGAACUGAGAGAGGAGAUUGACAGGCUGAAGAGCAUGCUGCUCAGCUUUGAAAUGCAGCGUAAUCCCAGUCCAUCUCUGAGCGAUGAGAGGGAUGGAAGUCUUUCUGACAUCGUGCUACAGAACGAACUAAAGGUGGAGCAGCUGACGAAGGACUGGUCGGAGAGCUGGAGAGACAAAAAGGAGCUGUUAGAGCAGUACAGCGUGGACAUAAACCGAGACCAGGCCGGAUUCCUCAUCGACUCCCUCCAGCCACACCUGGUUACUCUGGAUGGAGAUGUUCUCAGCACCGGGGUCGUCUUCUAUCACCUCAGGCAAGGAGUUACCCGCAUUGGACCUCAGGAACAAUUUGAAGAACCACAAAUAGUUCUGCAGGGCAGUGCCAGCUGUGAGAUUGAAAACCACGGAGGUGUGGUAACACUAAGGCCGCUGCCGGGCUGCAUCUGCCUGCUCAACGACAGGGAGGUCACCGAGCCCUGCAGACUGGCUCAAGGGACAGUGAUCACCUUGGGAGGAGUGCAUAAGUUCCGCUUCAACCACCCAGCAGAGGCAGCAGUCCUCCGGGAACGCAGACGGGCCAGUGAAGGUGGCAUGACCUGCAGCUACAUUGACCUUUGCCCCUUGAGUCCUGACCGCAGUGUCGAAGAAGUGAAGCUCCAAGGUCAGCUGGGUGCCUCUCUCUCCCCCAGUGAGGAGCUGACUGCCAGGCAGCGUGUGGAGGAGCAGCAGCACUACGUGGAGAGUUUGCGACAGGAGAUUCAUGCUGAACAAAGGAGGGCUGAGAGGGAGCUGGAGAGGGAGCAGGCCCACCUGCGACAGCAGCACAGUGAGAUCCAGCAGUGGAUUUUGCAGGAGAAACAGCGCCUUGCUGCAGAGCAGAGAAUCACCCAAGAGUCCGGAGUUCAAACUGACCUCAUCCCUGCACCCCUCUUUGAGCGAGUGACAAGUCAGACAUCUGACAAUCAGGAAGGUCAGAUAGUGGAUCGUCCAUCCCAGGUGGUAAGGGCCAGGAAGAAGGCGGUGCAGGAGGAGCUACUAAAGCAUCACGCCCUUUGCCGUGCCGAGAGCCGCAUCCGCAGGAAAAAGUUGCACUACCAGCUGGAAAGAAUCGCCCGCAAGCGGCAUCUGUUGGAAGCUAAGAGGGAGCUGCAGCGACUAGAGAAGACCCUGCCUCCAGCAGUAGACAGCCCCGAGUCUCCUGAGCUGGGGUCCCCCACAAAGCCCAGGGGAAGAUCAUUUGUGUCUCGUAGACACUCGUUCUCAGCAGAUCUUCUGUCGCGGCUCUACCCACAGAACACCCCUAUCUUCAGACACUUCCUCAAGAGAAACAGGUCCACCGAACUGACGUCAAAUUCCUCCACAACCUCCAAUUCCAUUGACAGCAGGAAGUGGGUUUCGGAUGAGUGUCUUCCUCGGCAAAGAACCCAGAGCUGUUCUGGUACGUUCUUCUCAGGACAAAGUCAAGCCUGCCGAAGCAGAGUAAGCUCCUCUGAAAACAUCAGACAAACCACCAAAGAGGAGCCUCAAGCUCAGCCCUGCAGAGAACGACCAGAAAGAAAACCUCUGCUGCCAAACCGAGACCUGACCUUUAAGAACAGAUCUGAUCAUAGCUCCACGGUUUCUCUGAAGUCGCCUCUUGGAACAAGUUUGCAGCCUGUUAGCAAAGAAAAUAUACAAGGACCCACUACAUGCAAACCCAGUUCGAAGAUUGUCCCUUGCAUAAAUGCGAUAACUCAACCCCAUAACAACAGACUAGACACCAUCAAGAAGACUUUCUCUCAUUCUGUGGGGCCCAGGUUAAAAACAGCUCUCUCCAAAGUUUUCAGGAAGCCGCCAGCGGGUGGAAAUGGAGGAAGAGGCUCCAAAAAUCUGGGGAGGAUAGCGAGCAAAUUUAACUGGAGACAAAGAAGAGACAGGAGCCUUAAAGAUACCAACAUGAGCCGAAACAAAUGUGCUGUUAAAUCAGCCGUCUCAUGUGAGGAGCUCGACCAAAGGACUCUGUUUGAAGACGUUAGACAAAGGCGGUGGCACAGCACCGAGGCUCUGAUGAACAAGACCUGCAGGUGGGUCGAAAGACAGCAGGGGUUAACGGGAUGGGAGGAAGAGCAAGAAGACAGAGAAGAAGGACUGUCAGAUUGUGAGAGUCUGUUCUCUCUCGAUUCGCUGUCCUCUGCUUAUGUGACGGCCCUCGCCGAGCAGCUGAGACACGAGGAAGCAGCUCAGAGUGACGCAGAGAGCGAAGACAGUCAGAUGUCUAAAGAUUCGUUGGCUUUGGAGAGCAGUGGGAAAUACACAACAGCGAAGAACCUUAGCCAAACAAUUGUUCCAACAUACUCAUUGGUGACAGAUUGCUCCCAUGCACCCAUGCGGCACAACAGAACAGCAGAGGUAAGUUUAGACAAAUGGCAGAAACCUCAGGUAAUCCCAGCAGAGGCGUACUGGAACCAGCAAGGUUCCCCAAAAUUAAGACAUACUGCUGCAACAAGGAAGCCUCUUUCCCACAACUCAUUAGCAGCAGAUUUCAGAGGCAGAGACACUGUGCACAAAUUGAUUGAGGACUUUGGGAGCAUGCAGAUGACUUCGACCAGCAGCCCGCGCUCCCUGAGCAGCUGCAGUGUGAGAGAGCCAGAAAACACGCUGGCGCUCACCGAUGCCUGGUCCUCCACUGAUGCAGCAGAUAGUCCCAGGAUUCACAGAGAUUCUCUGCCUUUCCAAAAGAAAAUGAUGGUUAGCGAUGUAGAGAGCGGCAGCAGCAGCAGUCCCAGUCCAACUAGUAUGAACCUCACAGACUGUCAGAGCAGAUCUAGAAGCAAUAGCUCAACAUCGACAAGCACUGAGGGUGUAAAUGUAACCGUGCAGGAACACAGUGUUGAAGUUUUAUCAGAAACAUUAGAUUUUCAAGACUCUCGGAUUCUGACACCACCAGACGAAGCCUUAAAUGACAUAGGAUGUUGUGUAGAGCAAUCAGAGCGACAAGGACACAAUUUGGGGAAGGCAGUUAGAGAUACUGCAGAUUAUAACAUCAUUAAAAGUCCAGAGUCCUCACUGACCAUAGAUCAAACUACUUGUGUGUCACCUACUGAGAUCCACCACUCUAAACAACAAGCAUCACAAAUACAGUUGCUUCAGGUGUCCACAGAUGUACCUCACAUUGUUGCCGAUGACACUAUGAUGUCCUCUGACACUGAAAUGUGUGCAUCAGGCUGUCAAUCAGUAACGCCCUUCUCUACAAGUCCUACUAACCAAGGUGCAGUAUUGAGCAAGGUGUCUGAAACUGUAUGUGCCUUCAAACAGUCCGUUGAAGAUAAAACACUAUGCAGUCUAGAUGGCGCAGAAAAGUUGAAAAAUAUACAGCAACAUGAGCUUGGGAACACCAAAUACUCGUCUUUUACAAGGGACACAGUUUUGGAUAAAGUUGAAACCAAAGGCACUGAGCAGUGUGUCGCACUACAGCAGGAGCCCCUUAAAUCAGCUUGUAAAAAUUCCAGGAAGAGGAACAAAGACCAACAGGAUGCUUUCAUCGGCAGCCUGAAAAUUCCAAAAAGGAGCAACAGCAGCGAGUUGGUAACUCUCUGCUCUGCACCAGUUGGCAGCGAGGAAGAUAUCUGGCUUGAUGACAGUAAUGACGCCAGCGACUCAAAAGGGGAGCAAUCUGCUGUGGAAGCUGAGAGCCCCAGAUUUGAUUCUGUUUGUGUUGGUGGCAACAUUAGACAAGAAACAGUGGCUUCAGACACGUCGGCAGUUUCUGAUCCAAUGAGCGGGAAACUUGGAAAGAGUUGUCAGACCUUUGAGGACUCUGAAUGCAGUGACAGUAGUGGUACCUCUGUGGGAGAGAGGGAAGUAGUUAAAAAGAAAAAUCUAACAAUAAAGGAAGUAACUGACACAAAACAGGGCGAAUCACAAAUUGAUAACCCCAGAAAACAGCAAGAAAGUAGAAAACACAUGAGCAAGUCUGAUGCUAUUUGUAGCGCCAUUGACCUGAGAAUCUCAGAGGUGGUGAAGGAGCACAUGAGAUUAUCUUUGACUGACAGCGAUAAAGACAGAAAGAGUCAAAGCAUAAGUGCCUUGUCAUCAUCUGCAUUUCAUUUUGGCUGUAAUAGUAAUGAAAAUGGAUGGACAGAUAGUGAACAAAGAGAUAAAAAGAGUGAUCAGAAGACAGAGGGAGCAAUCCUCGAAGAAUCCCUUUCACUUGAAAGCAUGACAAGUGAAACUGCAGUGGACAACAGUGGCCUGUUAUCAGAUCUGCCCGCUGAUUUUAGGACGAGCCAUGAUUCUGCUCACGUAACACAGAAGAUUGACCAUGCUCUCAACUUUUCUGAUCAUUGUUUUUUCCAGAGCUCUUCUGCCAAAAACAACUUCCAAUCAAAUGCGACACUCAACAGCCACAGAAAGUCUGAGCACUCUGGCAACCCUACUUUGCAACCACUCAGUUUGUCCUCAAUGAGUGAUUCCUCCAUUGAUUCUCAAAGAAAAGAUGUAGAGAAAGAGGCUUUGAGUCAAGAAAUAGAUAUCAUCAAUGAUGCAUGCUUGAAGGAAGUGGACGACCAGGGCUGUUUGGAUGCUCCCGCUGUGAAUCCUGAACGUCACCAAAUAAUGCGCCCUGAAACUCUUUCCACUGUGGGUGAUGCAAAAGAAAACUGUGACUGUAAUCGCAUAAAGGAUGUCAGUAUGGAAGCUACAUCCAGUGUUGAAGAUAAAGGCUGUUACAAACAGAUCUUGCAAACGACGAUUCAACAGCAUUUCCAAAAUAGUCCUGACACAUCUGGAGCAGAUGGAGGAAGUCUUCAAUUCAAACCCCACGGAUGUCACAGCGACCAAAAUGCACACACUGAUAAGAGCGCCCCUGUGAAUAUGUUUUCUGUUUCUCCUGGUUGUGAUGGAAAUUUUGCAAAAGUCAAAACAACAGGAUAUUCAGCACAGGAUGAGAUCACCUGUCUGCAAAUGCAUUUACAUAACCUGGCUCAGACUUGUGUGGUCAGUAUGAAUUACCACAACAAAUACCCAAAUGUUUCAGAUUCACUGUGCAAAUUUGUUAAUUCUACUCACAUUAACAGCAAACAAGAUUGCAUGAUUAAAAAUGACAAAGAGACUCCAAAAAUCUUUGCAAGUAUUUCUGGUUCUAAACAGCUACAACACAAAAUACCACAAGGAAACACAGUCAGAAAUAGAAGUUGUAAUGUAUCUGUGAUUUCUAAACAUGUUGAGAUAAAUACACUUGAGAAACAAGAUGCUCUUAUGUCCAAAACAGCCAAGUCUAAGAGGAUCAGAAGGUCGAAGAUCCAGACUUACCCCCCCUCUUCUUCUGAGUCCUCUAUCAAGUCUUCAGAUGAGGAUGAGGAGGAUGACACCAGAGUGCAUCACAGCCGGCUCACAUCGAAAUUGGUAAAGCUUGGCACUCAGAGUAAUGGCAAACAAGACAACAGACGGAUGGCAGAUAUUCCUAUUACAAGCAAAGCUAAAAUGAAAACUUGUUCUGCUGGAGCUCAGGUUAAAAGUGAAGUUAAAGUUAGUAGAGAUUACACGCAAAAAAGACACUCUUUACCCCCUCAAGCAACGUCACAAAGGACAACUGUAGAAAAAAUCUCUAUGUAUGCAAAGAAAAGAGAACCACAGCAGGACUCCCCCAUGCAUUUUGCCUCCAGUGACAUUAACCCUUUUGUUCACCAGUGGCAAGACGAUGACCCAAACCAACACUCUUAUAAUAAGAACACAGCAUUUGGAAGUGCUGCUGACCUGUCCUGUAAAUCUCCACUUUUGAACAGCUCUGAGAAACGUAUAACCAGAUGCUGCAGCGUGGACGAUGGUUUGAAUGGGCAGAACUCACCGUUCUAUUCCCAUCUGAGCACUUACGCUACCAACAAGGGGCUGUCCAGUACACUUAGCAGUGUGGAGGAUUAUAAGGAACAAGGGAACAAAGGAUCUCAGCUGAUGCCGUCUCAGCAGACAUCUGUUGAUAUUCACAAUCUGACUGUGACUUGCAGUUCUUCAAGUAAUGAUGCUCCUGGUGGUUUUGGUAACAGCUCCAGUCAGGUGGAUGAAAUUAUGUUUGUGUACUCGUCCGAGCAAGAGUCCCAGGCGAGCGAAACGCGCACCCAAAGGAGGAGGACGUGUGAGCAUGGCACUCAAACUGAGCGUGGCCUUCAGGCAGUAAAUAUCGGUACAUGCAGUGAUGCUCCAAAGAGAAGAGAACGGCACAAAAGGAGCAACACCGAUGGACCUGCGACACAGAAAACCAAAACAGACGUCAAAGAAUCUCCAACAUGGGCCAGCAUGGAAACCAUGUCAGCUCACCUCUCGAAGCUGAUUGACAGCACCUCAGACCUGCUUGGGGAUGUCCAGGGCAUGAGAACAGGUGAAGCCCUCAAGUCCAGUCCGAGGCGAAGCGUCAACAUGUCAAAUAUCAGUGUAUCUUACAGUGACAGCACACAGAGAGACUGCUCAACUCAAACAUCCGUAGAUGUUGGCAUCCAGACAGAAAGUUCCUCAACACCGAGAGAGAAGGACAUUCAUCAAAGUGAAAGAUCCAAACCUCAUGAAGUCAGUGUGAUAGUCAAAGUGAUUGGCUCAGAGGUUGUCAGUGUGUCUCAAGACAGGAAAGUGCAAAAGAUGCAGAGCAUGCCGGACCUGAGCUUAAACACAUCUGCUGCAGCGCAAAAAUCUUCAUUACAAUCAGAAAAAAUAAAAACACAGUCUGCAGUCGACUGUCAAAGACGUGUAAGAUCUGCUUCCUCUAGAGUCUCAAAAAGAACCAUGCCAGAGGCACUCUGCCACAAAACUGUUGCAAUAUCUGAUGUCUCCCGCAGAUCGUUAAAAAACCAAGAAAAUCCCUCUUUAAGAAUUGAGCCAUCACUUCCUUUAAAGACAAAAGCGACAUACACAGACCGUGCAUCAUCUCCCAUACUGACUGUGGGAACAAGAUUACACAUGACUCAGAAAGGGAACAAGUCGACAACAUGUCCUCCAAAACAUCUGUCUAGAACUAAAGAUCGUGAUUCUGAGAAAGACGGCCUUACUUCUAGCAAACAAUCAGCAACUGUUUCAGAGGGUGAUCAAACAUCCAGACAGACUUGUGAUGUUUCCUCUUGUGCAUCAGAAUCUGUAUCACUUGAAAGGGUGAGUGAAAUGAGCUGCUCAAGCCCUAAAAGCUCUGAUAAGUGCUCUAUGAAUUCAUCACUGGAUAGAUAUACAGACACUGACAGGGGAAGUGUUACCUCUAAAGACUCCAAAUGGCAGAUGACCUCUCAGCAGUGGAUGACUUCUACGUCAACAAAAGUUUUUCCUUUGCAGAGCCACAUCUCUCCCAGAUUUAUACAGACUGAUGUGCACAAACAACAAGCUAAAGCAAGACAUGGAAAUGCUUCAAACUACACAAGACCUGCAGUUGAUUCUGUAGAGUUUUGCGUUGAUUCCUACAAUCCAUCCCCAGACAGCGUCAGGACUGUACAACUUCAGGAGGACGACAUGGUGUCUCUGCCGCCCAGUGAGUGCAACACAGACAUCCUUGUGAACAUUGAACCCAUCACCAUCGUGUCCCCAUGUCAAGACCAUCAGGUAGCUCCAGAGGACCUGCCUAUGCACAACAAGUUCACCAACUGGUCGGGAGUCAAUGUUCAACAAUCGAAACGCUCCCACAAACCGGCCACGGAAGACCACGACAGCAGCAGAAACUUUGCUGAGUGGAGCGAGAUGGAGAGCUACAGUGAGUCCGUGGUGCAGAGUGACCGAAGGGCAAGAGAGAUAGAGAGGCUGCGGCAGGAGAGGGAGCAGGUGAUGGCGACGGUCAGCCUCAACAUGAACCCAACACCGCUGACUGUGGAGCUGACGGAGGCCAAGCUACACUACGGCCUCGGAGAGACGGAUACACUGUUAAAGAUGAUGUCCCCGAGGCUGAGAGGAGAGCUGGAGACACAAAACUCUGCAACUACCAAGCAGCAGCUGUAUGACAGUCACCGCAGGAGUAUUGAGGGUUUGAGGCAUGAGAGGGAGGAACGUCUCCAGACUUAUCGGAGAGCUCGAAGUUUGAGUCCCAGCAAACAUCCUCGCUCCUCUUCACAAGAAGCUGUUUCCUGCUCCAAGGUGUCUGCUGCUCCGCCCAGUCGGCGUAAAGAGUACCUCCAACAGCUCCGCCAAGAGGUGAUAGACAGCACCAGAAUUCCAGACCCUCCACGAGGAGAGGGCCAGUGUCCGUCUGAUAUUGAGCAGCUGUUGCGUGACUACAGUCGAGCUCGGGAGGAGGCCAGGACGGAGAUUGCGAAGGCGCGAGAGCGACUGCGAGAAAGGACUGAGCAGGAGAAGAGGAGGCUUCAGCAGCAGGCCAUGUCUCAGGAAGUCAAGGAUGACCUGAGACAUCGGACAAGAAUCAGCAACAGCACCCUGUGCACAGGAUCCAGCCUGAGCCUUUCCUCUGGACCAACGUCGGGGUACAACAGCGGCAACGCAGCGCAGCUACAGCACAGCAACAGACCACUGCUGCCUGGACAGACGACAGGGUUCCAGGAUGACGGUCUGAAGGUCAGGACUCGUCCUCCGAUAUGUGGUCCUCAAAGUGUGAAGACACAGAGAGCCUGGCUGUCUGCUCACGCUGUAACAUCCAUGUGUUUGCUAGAUGUCCGUCUUGAUCCUCCAGUCACUGGGUUUGAGCCCCUCAUGGCUUCAUCUCCAUCACCCCCGACUUGUACACGUCAACGCACUGCUUCCUUUGGGUCCUCCUCUUCCAUAUCCACAACCUAUCAGGACAUCACAUCGAGUCUCCUCAGUCGAGCUCUGGCUGAGGUGCGACUAGCUUCCUCUGGGGAUUUGGGCAACCUGCUGAAGGGCAAAGCUGCAGCAGGCUGGAGGUACCAGGGAGAAGAACGGAGUAUCCAGGCGUACUACAAGGCCUCCUCCAGCCCGUCUGUGCACGGUUUCCUCGGGGCUGCGGAGCUGGACAGACCCCUGGACAGUCUGUGGAAGAUAAUCUGCCAGCUGUCCAAGAGCCACGUGUAUAAUCAGUCCGUCCGUUCUGCCUGGACACGACCACUAGAUGACAGCACUCAGCUGGUUUACAUACUAACAGAUCCGUCCACCUGCCACCUCAGCCAGCCACGGGACUUCUGCUGCAUCAGCACAGAGUCCAAACAGGGUGGCUUGUGCGUGUUGGCAAUGCAGUCUGUGUUCGAGGAGUCUCUGCCUCGCCCCAGUGUGGAUGCCGUCCGAGGGGAGAUGAUGCCCAGUUGCUGGGUCCUGCAGCCAAUUAGACGCAGUGGAAAGGAAGCCACCAGGGUCAUCUACCUGCUACAGGUGGAUCUGGGAACCCCGUGCUUCCCUCACCGACUGUUGAACACUGUUGCCAGAAGACAGGCAGCUGUCAUCGCUGAUCUUGACGUUUUCCUUGCUAAAUCUGCAGGACACAUGAAGACGCGUUAGCAGUGAGCACUUAGACUAAACUGUCUCCAGCAGAGAGUCAGUCUGUCUUUUCAAUUUGCACCUGAACUUUAUUUACUUGACUUUAUUUUCUAAAAGCACUGUUCUCUUGAUUCCCACUUACUAAGUUGAAGCAGCUUUUUUUAUAUGAAGGUAUUUUUUUUUAUAAAAUAUUGAAAGUGUAUUUUUUUAUUUGUAAUGUACAUGAAGGCUUGUAACAAUCAUAAUCCUAUUUUACCAAAGACUGAUUAGACAUUUAUGGGACUGACACAUUUAGUUUAUGUGUUUAGGUUUCAACAGCUUGAUAAUUGAUUAUCAAGGCUACAAAGCUACAAUGUUUCUUCACCUAAUCAUUUUUUUUUUGUGAUGAAACACAUAAAUAUCAGCCAUUUAGCUCCCGCUAUGCCUGUUAUCAAUAUGGUGUCUAUUGAUUUCUGCCAUAUUGUAACAUGGACAAUCAAAUAUACUAAUGUCAGCAAGGUCAACGUCAUAGCUAGAGAACAUUAACAUUGAAAUUUAGAGUUAAAUAAUCAAAGGUCACACUGGUUUGAUUCAUAUUUGAUAGGCAAGUGUGUUUUCACUUGAUUUUACUUUCUAUCUAUUCAUGAUAGAUAGAUGCAGCCAGUUUUAUUGUUACAGCGACAUGUAAAUAGAUCAUAUAAAGACAUAAAGGCAGCAUCACUUUGUUCUGGGUUAAGCAGUUUUUGCAAAUACUUAAAUGCUUUUUUUGAAGCCAGGUAUGACAAUAAAAUGAAAGCUGGAACAGUGAGACGUGUUUACAAGGGAAAGUAUUUGAAGGUCAGCUGAGUUUAUUUCUUGAGAAUAUCAACUGAUGUGACACUGAAGUGUCCUGCUGCGGCAAACCUCAUCCAAACACACUGUGUGAAAGAAAUAUUUGCAAAAACUGUUUAACCCUGAUUUGUUACAGCACAUAUAUUUACUUUUUUUCCUCAGGCACUGCUUAUUUUAACCACUCAAAAACCUUAAGGCUACGUUUUGCAUUACAGGACUUAAUGCUAAAUUUCCCCUGAUCCAUUUUUUAUGCUCUAAACUGAUUUUAUUCAUGUUUUAAGUGACACAUAUCUGACAUAAAUAUUAACUGAUCGCUGCCCCGAAAUGCCUCAUAUGUGACCAAUAACGUCACACACAUGUGCCUUGAAACAACAACAGAAAAGCAAAACAGGUAUUUGGGGGGAAAACAAAUGACAGCAGUGCAAGCUUCAUCUCCCAAAUGAUCGUCAGAGUAGGACGGUCCGAUAAUUUCACUCUGCAUGAUAGUUAGUCGUGUGCUUCUGUUUUGAAGACAGUAGCAUAUUAUGGUGGAGCAAUGGGUGUUUGUUUAGGGAAAAGGGCUGCACAAUAUAUUGAAAUGGUUUUGAAAUGGCAGUAUGGCCAAGUUCAAUAUCCAAAUUGCAGGAGCUACAGUUUUUUGAUAAAAUGUGUCAUUAGAAAUGAAGCAUGAUCCUGACCUACAAGUUAUAAUCCAAAUGUAAGCAAACAUACUUGGUUGUCUGAGCCUAACCCCAGCAUUUUCAGUAAAAUUGAAAUGCAAUAAUUUGCAAUAAUUACCUAAAACUGACUCAUAUUGCGACAUUUCAAAAAAUCUCUGCGAUGCAUUGUUUAAAGUUUUUUAAAUUUUUUUAAAUUUUAUUUAUUUAUCUUUAAUGCACGUUAUGCAGCCCUAGUGGUCCUCUGGCUCUGUUAGCAGCUAUUACUGUUAGUGCCCUGGAGAGGUGAGAAGUCAGGACUGGUGGGGCUGAAAUGUGGAGGGUUUAGUGAAAAAUGAUUCUUCCAAACUUUCCGAUGUCCGGCUCUAUAUUCCAAUAUCUCUGUUUUUGCUUAUAACAACGCUGUCACGGCAUGUAGCCAAGCUGUCCCUGUCAAAAAAUUGCCUUGCUGUUGAGCUCUAUUUGCCAGCGACUGGGGCAGUGUACCGCAGCAGCAGUGCGGAUAUGGCAGCCUUCUGUAAUCUCAACAGACCACUCCGACACUGUGUGAUGAGUUAUCUGCACCUGUGCAGUGAAUUGUAACCCGGGAAAAAACAUGGAUGUAUGGGAAAAACACAUGAAUUCUGAUAUGCCUGUUUUCACAGCGGUCACAUGCCCUGUGGGGAAAAAGAAAAAGGUCCAAACUCCUCCAAAUAUGAUGAAAAAUGGCAGUGUAUAUAAACUUAAAAAAACUUGAACACUAUACAGGUGCACGGUUGUGGCGAGGAUCCAAAAACAAACAAAUCACCGCAGUCACAGAUAUAUUUCCUUUUAAAUGUGGCCAAAAAACAGAAACAUUUCAGCUACAAAUCAUUGAUGAUGGUUUUGCAGAUGAAUCUAGUCGGUUUUGUUCAUUUUUGCCCACAUUAAAAAGGCUAAUUUAUAUUUGAGUGCCGGCGUUCUGUUUAUUUUUGCACACAACCCCAAAAUAAAUUCAGAUUUGGGCAUUAUUUGCUUGUAAUGUGAACGUAGCCAUUUUAACCACCUAAAAACCUUAAUUCUGCAGAAAAUGAACCUCAUAUGUCCUUCAAAAGUUUUGCAGCAAAAAGGGGACAUAUAUAAGGGACUGUACGGAAAUUAUUAGGGGGCACAAAAAUGUCUUUUAUUUUUUCACAUCAAAAUGGCAUCUCUGCCUUUCUUUGCAAAAUAGUUGACUGUUUCAUAUAUAUUUACCAAAAAAAAGACAAUUUCAAAGGUUUAAAGAAAACAUUGAGGACCUUAAGGUAGGUUUUGUUUUUUUUUUUUUUGACAAAGUGAAAUAGAGUUCUCCUCUCUUUUCACUUCCCCAAUAACUUUCCUACAGCCCCUCAGCUAUGUAUUGAACAAUAAAUUAUUCUUCAGCCGUUAUUUGUAAUAUAUGUAUUUAUCUGUGUAGGGACUGCACAUCUGAAACCACUCUGCAGCAUCUCGCUGCAGGAAAAAAACAGUUUUGUAGCAAAACAGGGAGGUAGUGGGUUUUUGUAUAACAAGUCAAAGGGCAAAUAUGCAGAUUCGACCAAAGCUCUCUGGUUCAAUCCCCUGUGUCAGCAAGCAUCUGGGCUGCUGUAGUGCCCUUAAGCAAGAUACUGAAGAGCAGCUCCUGGUAGGACGCUCUUGAUUUCGUAUAGAAGCUGCAUUAAGAUACAGACACAGUAUGGUACCCUGAAUCUGCAUAAGCUGAGUUUUAAGGCCUUUUGUUUCUCAUCUGUUUCUAAAAUCUAUUUAUUUUGUUCCUCUUGCCUUAUGUUUGAAAUGCUGUUGAAUGUGUUUUUUUAUUUGGGUUAUUUUUUCAGAGCAGAGCACGGUGCUGUGUUUGCAGCCGCUUGCACAAAAAACUUUUUAAUGCAUGUAUUAAUGCUACAUAUUAAAAAGUGAUUUUGUUUUUGUUUGUACAGUGUUGAAGCUAUGCAGACGCCGAUCAAAGGCAGGACUGUUCUCAGUCAGAGCCUGGUCAGCCGUGAUAUGAAGCCAUAUUAUUUACACUAGUUGAAGGUUCAGGACUGUUUUGGCAGCAGCGCUCGGUUUGAGAUGUUCCCCGGGGAACCAAAGAGAAAGAGACACAAAUACUGAAGACACAGAGUGAAGGAACACAUAACUUUUUUGUACUGAUGUUUUUUAAAUUUGUGUUUCUAUAUAUUUUUAAGUUCUCGUUUCAUUAUGUAAAAAGUUAUUUAUGUUUUGAUGAUGUGUUGUAAAUGUAUUUUAUUAUAAACACCCUGCUUCCUGUUCUAAUAAGAUGUUAUGUGGCCUGUCUUUGGCCAUUUUUAUAUGAAUACAACACAUAUUUUAAGUGAA